AUAGAAUGAGGGUAACUUUACCUUCCUCAUUCGCAUCCUUCAGUCUUCCUCAGAUCCACCCACUUCCUCACCAUCGUUCCAGUGCAAAGGCUAACGAAACCAGCACGAAAAUCCCAAAUCCUACCCUAAAAAAACGACAAUCCAAAGAUGGAGCUCCAAACAGAACCGCGACGGAAUGCGUGCUCGGACUCGCCCAGAAGGUCCUGUUCGCUCUUCCCUCUCUGCUCUCUCGAUUCCAUUAUAGCUUGACGAUUUUGAUUUCUCAUUUCAUUUCAUCUUGGUUGGCAAGUUGUUCGGAUUGCAAUCAUGUUAGGAACAUGCACGGCCAAGGAGUCAACCAAUCCCCUCCGUCGCUCCUUCUUCAGCAAUCCCUCAAUCCCUAACUCCAAUAUAAGCUCUCCGUCGCCGUCUUUCGACUCCGGCGGCGUCGCCGUCUUUCGACUCCGGCGGCGUCGCCCUGGCUGCCGGUACAUAGCCCCUGGCUCGGAACUGCUGCACCUUCUCGCCAUGAAAAUCGUCAGGAGAUAUUACACACACAACGGCCCGGGUAGCGUCAAGAUGACGCCUGUGGAUUCAGAUGAUCUCUGGUUUGCUUACAAUCUAAUACUUCCUGGAGAUUCUGUUAUGGCCGUUACUGUCAGGAAGGUAUUGAGGGAGAUGGCAUCCGGUAGUAGAGAUGGUGAGCGUGUGAAGCUCAAGUUGGAAGUCAGAGUUGAG
Messenger RNA from Linum tenue, 717 nucleotides. NCBI's taxonomy places the organism in Eukaryota, Viridiplantae, Streptophyta, Magnoliopsida, Malpighiales, Linaceae. The record is from the annotation of a GenBank genome assembly.